UCGUGUAGUGCGGUCAUGUGGUGCGGAGCCAUCGUGUGCUCCUCUCCCAUCGUCAUCGCCCUCUGAGUGGUCUGCUCUCGAACUGAACUGAACCCAAGCAGGAUUCUAGCCAGGGGGAUUCUCCAGCAAGGAUUCUCUCGUCCCGUCCCUCCCAGCAGUAGACAGACAGACAGUCAGUCAGUCCCGCCACACACGCAUACACUAACACUAACACUAACACACACACACACACAACCACGGUACACCCCGCUCCCCGCUCGCUCGCUCGUUGUUGUUGUUUCGAUUUCCACACAUUGCAACAUUUUUUAACAAAAAAAAACACGGAGAGUGCUCAAGUGCCAAAAAGAAUUGAAUAAAAUAAUUAAAAUCGAAAUUAAAAAUUUUAUACCAAAAUCGAAACGGACCCAGCGAAGCUGAGAAAUAUUUCAAAAUCACAGUAUAUAGUAUUGUAGUUUAAAAAAUAAAUCAUUAAAAAUAGUCACCGUCGAUGAAUUGCUUUUUUUGAGAUAUUUUGUUUGUGUGCGGUUUGAACACGAGUGCGAACAGAAAUAUAAUAAUAUUAUAAUAAUAAUAAUAAUCAGCAGAAAACCAGGAGCAACAACAACAACAACAAAAACAACUAAAUAGUAACAACAAACAAACAAAAAAAAAGAGGAGAAGGAAGAAGCCACAACGAUGAUGAAAGGUGGCUGCAAACGCAACAACAUCAACAUCAACAUCAACAACAACAACAACAGCGGCAACAGCAACACCACCAGCAACUACAUAUACAAAUAAACAUGCAGAUACAGAUACGACAGCACCAGCUACAGAUACUUGUAACUAAAGUGACAUGAGGCCUUAACAACAAUAACACACACAGAUACACAAAAAAGCAACAACAACAACUGGUACAAGAAUAACAACAACAACAACAACUGGAACAAGAACAAGAACAACAACAAUCCACAACCUUAGAGCACUAAAAACAAAAUUACAAACAAUUAAAAGCAAACGAACGACAAAGGAUUCUCCAGGGGAAGUCCCACGUUCCAUGGACUACGCCCCCGUUUCAGUUGCCACGCCUCCGAGAAGAGCCCCCGUCCCUUGCAGAAAGUCAGCUACAUGCCACGAUGGCAGUUCCAGCUCCGUUUAUGGCCUCCGUUUCUAACUAAAACUGAGCAACCGUCCCAGACACGGGCAACCCAUUCUCCGCCGGACACUUGUACGGGAGCACGGGCACGGGUUGUUUUACGGUGGCAUUUAGGCCCGGGUUUUCUGGCCAACAGCACCAGCAGCAGCAACAACAACAAUCCGUCAAGCGACGAGGCCGAGGCCUUUGUCUUUGUUUCGCAUCAAAAACAGAAGCAACACCAACAGCAACACCAGCAACAGCAACUGAAAACGCCACCGAAGGCGGCAAUAAAAAGUUUGCUUUGUGCUCGGGUGUCGACAUUCUUGUCCUGCCCUUUUCUCCGCCCACGUCCUUGUGCCACGCCCACUGUAAAAACAACAAAAACGUCGCCCGUGGGCACUCAAUUAAGCCCAAUUCAAGGCAACUUGAAAGCAACUACAGCAACAAUAGAGGCCAAAGCGACAGAAACAGCAACGACAACCGGGCCAAAAUAAAAUUAAAAUAUUUAAAGUCCUGCAACAACUAGCAACUAAAAAGGAAACAAUUACGAAUAUUGCAAGGAUACAAGGAUACAGAGGCAUCCAUAAACGAUAUUGCGGAGAGCAUUACAGGAACAUUUCAACAGCGUGGCAGCAACCGCAAUAAAGAUAUUGCGCGUCGCUAAACAAACACGAAUAUUUUUAGCUCAACCAUAGCCGCAACAUCAAAAAAAAAGCGCAGAUACUGCAAGUGCAGCAGAAGCACUAGCAGAAGCAGGAGCAGGACUAGGAGCAGGAGAAGCCAGGCCCCCUGGGCGACAAUCGCAGCCAUUACAAUAUAAAAAUCAACAGAGCAGCAAUAUUGCAGGUAGGCGUCGGAUAGCAGCGACAGCAACACCUACACUCGAGCGCCAAAAUAGCAUCAGCAACCGAAAAAAAAAGGAGGAGCAAAGGCCACGCCCACGGCUAAGGGGCGAACACUUAACAUAGGCGUGGGCGGCAGGAGGACUGGUUGAAAAGUGGGCGUGGAAGUGGCAGCAUCAGCAUCAGCAUCAGAAUCAGCAGUGGCAGUAGAAGCAACUAAAGUGGAGUGGAUGCCACAAUGAAACUGAGCGUGAGCGCGUACCGGGCGCAUGCAUCCGCACACAAGAAGAUCCUGUCCAGCGGCUAUCACUCCCAGCUCAACUACGGCAGCACAGGGGCGGCGGCGGCCUCCUCCUCGUCCUCGGGGACCACGGCAACGGGCCUAUAUACGAUGGAAACGCACGAGCAUGAGCAUGGAGCCGGCAAAUUUGUCAAGGAUGUGGCCCGCCAGGUGCACGACUGCAACAGCGACACGGACGUCAUCAGUCCCACGGGCACGAGCAGCUCCGGCGGUGGAGGUGGCGGCGGAGGUCCUUCGGGAGGUGCCCCAGGCGGCGGUGCGGACGGAGGAGGCGGUGGCGCCGGCGACGGCUACCACAAGCGGCACCACAAGAGCAGCGCCAUGGUCCACGACGACGACAACAACAGCGCGGCCCACUCCUCGGACAGCAAAAGUCCCAGCCAGCGGAAAUCGCGUAUCGGAGAUGGAGCUUCAGAUCCAGAUUCCGAUUGGACACGAUCGAACCAACGCUGGAUGAAACUCCGCACCACCGUGCAGAUCUCAUCGGCGAUUCAGAAGAAACCACCGCUCAAGCGCGAGGACUCCUUCCUGAAGCGUUUCUCGACUAGACAGAUACCCGAAACACAGGAAACUGUUGAAGACACGGGUUCAGAAAGUGCCUCUGGUGACGUCGACAAAAGUGUUAAACGUAGGCGACGCUAUUUACAAAAACGACGAUCCGUUGUUAAUCCAGAUGAAAAUUUUUACUUCUAUUGGUUAAUGAUGUUAACUGUAUGUGUUCUAUAUAAUCUAUGGACCCUAAUUGUGAGGCAGAGCUUUCCAGAACUGCAGCAAGCUGUACCCACAUUCUGGCUCAUCUGCGAUUCAAUGACAGAUGUUGUAUUUAUCUUAGAUAUAAUAGUUCAAUUACGCACAGGCUACUUGGAGCAGGGCCUAAUGGUAUAUGACGACAAAAAACUGGCCUGCCACUAUGUCCAUUCGCGGGACUUUAUUUUCGAUAUGAUUGCGUUAAUACCAUUGGAUUUGCUCCAAUUAAAAAUGGGCACACAUCCGCUUUUACGUUUUACGCGCUUUUUUAAAGUUUAUCGAUCUGUGAGAUUUUAUUACAUCGUAGAGAGUAGGACAGUUUGGCCAAAUUUAUGGCGCGUUGUUAACCUAAUUCAUAUCCUGUUAAUACUGGCACACUGGUUCGGUUGUUUCUAUUUUUUACUAUCCGAGGCGGAGGGCUUCCAGGGCGACUGGGUGUAUCCGUAUCGACCCGGGGACUAUGCUACGCUCACCCGGAAGUACCUGGGCAGCCUGUACUGGUCGACCUUGACCCUGACUACGAUUGGGGAUCUGCCGACGCCCGAAACGAAUGCAGAACCGAACUUCUCGGUGGACGGCCCACGAUCGAUUCCCAGGCGUGGCAUUAAGUCUCGAUUGCUUCAGUUUGGCUCUAGCUAUGGAUAUAUUUUUACGAUCGUUAGCUACUUGAUUGGCGUUUUUAUCUUCGCCACGAUUGUGGGCCAAGUGGGAAAUGUGAUAACGAACCGGAAUGCCAACCGGCUGGAGUUUGAGCGCCUGCUCGAUGGGGCCAAGACCUACAUGCGACACCACAAGGUUCCUGGCGGUAUGAAGCGUCGCGUGCUUCGCUGGUACGACUACAGUUGGUCCCGCGGCAGGAUACAGGGGGGCGGGGACAUCAAUACAGCCCUCGGCCUGCUGCCGGACAAGCUCAAAACCGAACUGGCCCUGCACGUCAACCUGAGUGUCCUGAAGAAGGUGACCAUCUUCCAGGAGUGCCAGCCGGAGUUCCUGCACGACCUCGUCCUUAAAAUGAAGGCCUACAUCUUCACGCCGGGCGAUUCGAUUUGCCGGAAGGGCGAGGUGGCCCGGGAAAUGUUCAUCAUUGCGGACGGCAUCCUGGAGGUCCUGAGCGAGACGGGCAAGGUGCUCACCACCAUGAAGGCUGGAGAUUUUUUUGGUGAAAUUGGCAUCCUUAAUCUGGAUGGGCUGAACAAGCGCACUGCCGAUGUUCGAUCGGUGGGCUACUCGGAGCUGUUCUCGCUCUCCCGCGAGGAUGUCCUGGCCGCCAUGAAGGACUACCCGGACGCCCAGGAGAUCCUGCAGACGCUGGGCCGUAAGCGGCUGAUGGAGGUGCGGUGUGUAAACAAAAAGUACGCCAAGGCGCAGAGCGACAAGGAGGCGGCCGCCUUUGCUGCCGCCCACCCACACCACCACCAGAGCCACCACCAAGGCCACCACCAGGGCCAGGUGGUGCAUCAGAGCGACAGCAGCGAAAACAGUGCCUCCAAGAAGAUAGUGGAUAAGCUGAAGCACGAUGUCAAGGGCUUUCGCAAUGUCCUCAAGAAGUCCAGGACUUCUCGGAAGAGCGAUGAGUCCUUGGAAAUGCAGCCACUGCACAACACCUCGCCGAGAGGCAGCAAGAUCAUGCUGAAGCGCAUGUCCCGGGUGCGAUCCGACGAAAAGGACGCGGAGAGUGCCGAGGCCAAGGACGAGUUCCACGACAAGACGCCCAGUCCGAUUGGGGCAGGGCUGCCGUUGCUUCAGCGGCUGCGACUCCUAAAGGAGAAGCAGGAUCGCGAAGAGCGAGCUGUUAAGUCCACACCACCACAGAAAUCUCCACCUCACUCACAUGUAACGUGUACGUUAUCGCCGCAGGAAUCGAUACAGGAGGAGCCGGAACGCGAGUUCAGCGAAGGCUUUCCCCUGAUCCAGCGAUUGCAGCAGUUGAAAAUAAAGAACGAGCCGCAGUCCGCCGAUCCCGGCGUCGCUAUGGUCAACACGCCGCCCAAUAUCAGCAGCAAGGUAGACUCCAACUUCGGAGGAGCCUCGAGCGUCUCCGGCCUGAACGGGGGCACUGGAUUAGGAGCCAGCACCUCCGCAACUGGGCAGUCGCUGACGGUGGCCCAGAUCAAGCCCAUCAUGAAGGUGUCCUUCAAGCAAAAGAUCCAGCAGCUACAGGGAGCAGCGGGCAGCUCCCCGGGACCUAGCACAGGAGCCAUCGCCAAGAAGGAGCCGCCAAAGUCAUUGGCUUUGGUGGUCAAGGCCUCCUCGGAGGCGACGCCCCCAGCUGGCGGAGCACCAGGAGCUGGCGGGGGAUCUGGAGCAAUAACAGGAGGAUCUAGUGCGGGUGCUGGACUCAACUCUGGCAUAGCCACCAUAUCGAAGAGAGUGGGCAAGCCCGCCCACAAGAUGGCCACGCCCCUGCAGUCCGACACGGACACGGACGGGACGCCCAUCAAGCCCUGGUCCAAGCUGAAACUGGCCACCCUGAUGUCCUCCAGCUACACGAGCUUAACCAACUGUUCGCCGGACGACCUGGCCACGCCCCUGAAGAACUACUCGCUGAGUAACAUCCCCCAGCAGAUGAUGGAGGCCCAUCCAUCGAGGCCCCAAAGGCACCACAGUGCCCGAAGCAGCUCCAGGUCUCCCAGGCACCACCACCAUGCUCACGGUCACCACCAUGGUCACAGCUCCUCCAGCACCACGGGCUCUUCGGUGAGUCAGCGUGGCGGAGGCUCCAGGGAUCAGGCAGCCAAUUCACGGAGGGACUGUCUGAGACUCCAGAAGCCGGAGCAGCGACUGCCCGAUGGGGACUUGUCCGCGGACGGCCGGAGGAAGCUCUAUCAGAGUGUCUUCGAUCUGUCGCCGGAGUACUGCGGCCUGCCCUUCGUCAAGCGUCUGAAGAUCCUGAACGAACGCCAGAAACUGGCCGAGCUGGAGCGGGCGCUUCAGACGCGCAGCUUCAGCCUGGACUGCUCCAAGUCCGGAACGGACAGCAAGGUUCCCAUCACGGAGUCUCUGUACCGCUGCUACAGCGACACCUCCGGCAUAUACUCGCAGUUCCUCAGCACCUACGAGUCGACGACCAGCUCCACCUCCACAUCGAUAUCCACCAACACGGAGGACGGCAGCUCUCGGCAGCUGCCCCUCUACGUACCACUGCCCCUCAGUCCGGAGUCCAAUGAGACGGUGGAACGCCGAAAGCUGAAGAGCAUCCUCAAGAAGCUACAGCAAGAGGAGGCAGUAUCGGGAUUGCCCGCGUCCAGUACCGGAUCCAAGGUCACCCAGGCCAGCGGGCUGCCGGCGGAGCCAACCUUGGAAGGGUACGUGGCUAGGCACAGCAAGCUCUUGAAGAGUGUAACCUUCCAUUCCACUCUUUCCAGCCCGCCCGCCAGUGCCAAGGAUGCGGACACCUUCGGCGGUGCUGGGUUCGGUAACGGUAACGGUAGCGCUAACGGUAACGUGUCGGUAGCGGGUAUUAAUAGUUCGGUAUCGAUUCCGGUUCAAGUGACGGUGCCGGUAUCUGUUGCAGCUCCGAUUCCGGCUCCAAUUUCGAUAACGGGUAACGGUGAUACGGCGAAUGUCUGGUCGCCGACGUUGACGUUGGUAACGCCCACGAACUCGCCGCAGGAGCAGUUUGCGUUCCCCCCCGGCCACAGCCUGGUCACUCCCCCUCAAUACAAUCCCGGCGGGGACUCGUUGUCGGGCGUUGGCACCGCCUCAACGUCCGCCACCGCAUCCGCCUCAGCCUCAGCCUCCGCUUCCGCCUCCGCCUCGUACGUGGUCGAGUGUUCCGCGAAAUCGAACGAGUUCCAUGCCCAGUCCACCACAGAUUUGAAUUUGAAUUUGCAGCUCAGGUCGCAGAACACAACGACGACCAGUGGCGGUGGCCAGUUUCCAGGUGCUCAUCCCGAAGGCUUCCCGGAGGCGCAGGACUACUUCAACCAGAUCCUGAGCGGCAUCAACCACGUCAUUAAGACGCACAUGAACGAGAUGCACUCCAAGUUCGAGACUCAGUUCUCCAGCAUGGCCGGGGAGGUGCGACGUCGCGACGCCAUCAUCGCACAGCUGCAGCUCAAGCUGCGCUCCAUCGAGCAGCAGUCCUCCUCGGGAGGUCCUCUGGCGUCCGCCUCGUCCCUGGUUCUGCCGCUGGGACGGCGCCAGAAGAAAAUGUCCCAGCUUUCGGUGGACGAUGACGAGCCGGCCGAGGAGGAGGACAACAACAGCAGUUCCGGCUCCUCGGCGGAGCUGCUCUUCAUGCGUGGAGACUCAUUGGACACUGUUUUCACCUCCUCGCCCCCCAUCCAAGGGGGCCGACGAAGCAUUUCGCCGGGUCCGGGGCCCAGUCGCCAUCAUGCAGCCUCUGCCAAUGCUUUGAACUGCCCGAGCAGCUACUAUGGACCCGGACCCGGCUCCCUCAGUUCCCGGCAUGCCCAGAGCCACCCCAGUUUCUACACAGGCUACGGAAACGGGCGGAGGAGCCGUGACUGGAGUGCAGGAGGCGACAGCUUUGGGGUGGAACGGAGCGGAGGAGGAAGCGGAAGUGGCAGCGGGAUGAUGAUAUCGGAUGUGACCGGAAAUCUUACAAGGCUCUCGGACAGCGUGAUCCUGGACAUUGGCGAGAGUUCUAGCUCCAGUUCUGAAUCCAGCAAGCUGAACAUAGCCGAAGAGGAGGACGACGAAGAGGAGGAGGAAGACGCCGAUCGCGAUGCGGACGCGGCGGACAGAACGGAGGCACCGAGCACCACCUCGGGACGCCACAACGACUGGGAGGUGCAGAUGCUGGCCGCCGAGAUGGAGCGCCAGGAGCGAAAGCGUGGACACUCCCUUUCCGACAAUCUUGGCGAGCUGCGGCACUGUAGCACCUUCCUGCGGCGGCGGCGGAAGUUCAGCGACACGGAGACAGAGUUCAGCGAAACGGACAUGGAGGACCAGAUGGCCAGGUCGGGCAGCAUACCGAUGGAUCCGGGCAGCAUAGCAUCCGCUCUCACACCUGGAGCUGGUAGCUCUACGUCGGCGGGCCACCAGAGCGGCAGCCAGAGACCCCGGGCCUCCAGCUUGGAUCAGUUCAACCUGCGCUACGGCAUCGGGAGGGGCAUCUUUAAAGCAAUGAGCAUCGACCGUGAUAAAGACAAGCUUUGAGAACUAUAAUAGCGACCAAAAACUGUGAAACCAAGCCCAGUCCCAGUUCCAGUCCCAAUCACGACCCAAUCUCCUGCAGACCCAGACCCAGAGCCAGUCCCCGAUCCAGUCCAUGAGCAAUGAAAUUCGGCAGUAUUACAAGGUUACCAUGGUACAAGCAAGUAUAUCGAGAUAUACAACACUAAGUGAAAUGUGAGGACAUAUAGAUCUAUAUUCUAUAUAUGUUUAGCCCCAGCAGAAGCAACCCGAUCUAUAUAUACAUACAUAUAUACAUGGCAUAUAUGAAAUGAAUCCAACCCAGAUAUAUAUUCAUAUAUAUAUAUGAAGAAGUAUAAUUAAAGGCCACAACUACUACUAACAGAGAAAGCAAGAACACAGAUACAAAUAGCCAGAGAGGGCUAGCACCCCAGACAGGACUCCAUUUUAAAUUCUUUACCUUCUUCCGUUUACUUUCCCUCUUUCUUUAUACAAAAUUUGCAUUAUUGUUGGUGUGUGUGUCUGUGACAGUAUGUGUGUGUAAGAGUGUCAGAGUGUGUUUGUGCCAAAAAAAAAAUGAAAGAAAAGAUGAUUCCCACAUUAAACCGUCCUGAGAAACGUCCAUGCCAAGGAUGCGCAUGUUUGUUCAUUUUUUAUAAAUCUGUGUAAAUGAAACUGCAAGUCUAUAUAGAUUCCUACCUCUUCCUAUAUCCUUUUCAUUGUCCUGCUAUUUGUAUCCUUUUGCUUUUGUGGACACUCAAGGGCGUGGCUCUCUCUGCAGAUGUAUAUACCUCUUAUUGUUAGAGACUAUAUAUAUACAUAUAUAUUUUAAGUACGUAUAUGCAUUAUACAUAUAUAUAUGUAUACAGAAAUAUAUACAUAGUUAUAUAUACAUAUAUAUAUCUAUAUAUGAACUAGAGUAAUGAAAACCGAAAGCUUUAAUAACUUAUAUAGAGAACUAUUAAGGAAAUGUUUUAAAUACUAAUCGAUUCGGACAAAUGUUUCACGAGUUUUCCAUUUCAAACAAACACACAUGAGACACAAUCGUCUAUAUACGCAUAUAUAUAGUUCAGCACAUAUAUGUGUGUAUAUAGAGAGCCUAAAAUAUGCAUAUAGAUUAGCGAUUUACUUGUUGAAGGCCCUUAGUUUGAGCUGUUAAGCCUAUCUAAGCAUUAGUCGAAACCUAGACUAGAUCCCUGAUCCUCGAGCCCCGACCCUAAGCCUCCUAUUCAUUCGACUAAUUUCAAGCUUGCCCCCACUGUCCCAACUAAAAAGUAUAGCUAAUUAACUAAAUCUAACCCCAACUAACUAAACGAAAAACUAUCUCUAGCACCUAAGUAGCUUAGUGCUGUUCAAGAUCAAUUUCAAAGUCAAAGUCAGAGUCAGAGUUAGCUUAAAGCGCCUAAAAACGAAGUCGAAAUUUUGGUUUGUAAUUCCCUUUUUUGAAUAUCUAACUAAACUGCAAAACACUCACUAACCACUAACCACUUACCACUAACCACACGCUAAUCAGCAGAAUUAUAGACCGUAGCCGACACAGCCCUCUAGAGUUUUUGGUAGUUUCGAAUAGAGAACAUACUUACUGUCGCUCUGGCCUAGGCUUUACUGUACCCAUAGCUAGCGCACUAAGCCCUCACGAUCACACCAUGGACACCAGCUAUCCAGAUACUAUGUGUGCUGUAUGUACCCCUGUUUUCAGUGUCUAAUCUCAUAGGAUCGAUUACGCAUUUCUGCUAUAAGCUUAGCCACUGACCCAAAAAAUUUUAUUUUUGAUGAAGAAAAAUAGAAGAAUUAGACCAACCCCGACCCAGACCACUAAAAACCAAAAUUCAAUUACACACAAUGGAAAAUAUUCACAGCCAGCUAAGCAGUCCAAACAAAACAUAAUUACUAAGCACAAACUUAUGUAAUUCAAGUUAGCCGAGUGACGAAACAUAUUGAGAAACCAAGAAGCUCACUCUGUAAGUUUUUGAUUUGAAUACUUAUUGGGUUUUCGUUAAUGUUCAAUGCCGAGAAUGCAAAUGAAGACCUUUUGAAUUGAAUUACAUACGCCAGGGACCACAAAAUGUUUUUUUGUCUCUUUUUUAUAUAUAUAAACGAAAAACAAAAGAUAUGUAGACACACGAGGAGAACUUAGCAAAUAAUAAUGAAUAAAAAAUGGAACUAAUCUACCAGGAAGUAAUAAUCCAAAACCAAAACCGAAGAACUCCCCAGGCAAAUCCAAUCCAAUCUUUAGUAGAAAUUGACAAAUGAUUUUCACUCUCAGUUCAAUUGUUGUCAGCCAACGAAACUCUGUGAGUCAAUUAUGUAUAUGGAUAAUUUUAAAAUGGAUUGUUUUUAGGUGGAAAAUAUAUGACAAAACAAAGAACAAGGGAGACCAGACCGAAUCCAAGACCCCUAACCGAUUACAACCUAUAUUAUAAUGUAUUGUACUAUAUUAUGAUGCCAUAGAUUGCAUUCAAUACCGCGAAUUGUUGUCGUUGUUGAUUUGAACUUUGAAUUUUGAAUUUACAUCUUUUGAUUGCUCGUCUUAAGUUACGGAUAUUUUUGUACAUUAGUUUAAGGUACUUAGCGCAUAAAGAGUCCCACGAGUCUAGAGUAAUUCCUAUGUAAUUGUAUAAAUACAUAUAUAAAUGAAUUUUUUUUUCUCCUAAUUGCUAAUUUCGCAAUGUUGACCGAUACUAAACAAGAACAUGUACUUAUAGUGACAUUAUAUGCAAAGAUAAUUUAAAAACUAAAAACUUCAAAGGAAAAACCAACAAAAAAAAAAUAAAAAGAAAAACAAGGAAAUUAGCACAUGUUAAAGAACCGCAAAUAAAAAAUGAAAUAAGACAACAAAAAAAAUGUGAAAGAUGGAAGUAUGAGAGCUUCCCUCCGGUUGCAAAUUUGUUUCUAGUGUUUGUGCCAAAGUCCCCCUGUCAUAUCAACUUUUUCUCGCCCCAAGGUAUGAUGUUUCAGCUGAACAAUAUCCUCCAAACAAGAAUACGAACCUAGAUUCGAAUUUCGAACCCAAAUCGAUAUCUGAUCACUUAGUAAGCCCUGACAAACCGAUGCAAGUGAAGCAAGCCCCUGAGCAACCAAGGUGAAAUAUGAGUUUGAUAAAACUAACAAAACAAA
Molecule: messenger RNA, 11221 nt
Organism: Drosophila bipectinata
Lineage: Eukaryota; Metazoa; Arthropoda; Insecta; Diptera; Drosophilidae
Source: RefSeq, a predicted model, not a curated record